UACGGAGCGGGGUGAACUGUAACUAAAUGAGCAGAUACGAUCAGUCGGUAAUCGCGUAUCUUUGCUAUAACUCGAAAAGUUACCGGUUUCCUAAUCGUACUUGGAAUUCUAUAAAAUUCCCGUCAGACGAGUGCACACCAAGUGAACGCGCACGCAACUCCGUCAGAACGUUUCGCUCCUCUUCUGCGAUCAUACUCUUCAUCUUUUCUUGUCGCUUUUAAAUAUUAUUAAUAAACUCAAAUUGUGAAAGACGGUUCUUAAGCGGUACGUGUCGAGGACUUUUUGUGCCAAUCAGCUCCUGUGAUAUACUAGCAUUCCCUGAAAUAUGGCAUCAGACGUAGCAUCGGUGUCUGCCUGGUUCCAAGGUCGAAACGUGUUCGUCACAGGUGGUUCUGGGUUUAUGGGAAAGGUCCUAAUUUACAAACUGUUAUUGAGCUGCCAUGACCUUGGAAACAUUUACGUCUUGGUGAGGAAGAAGAAAGAUGUAGAUCCACAAUCACGGUUGAAGCUCAUGAUGCAGGAAAUUCCACUUAAAAUGAUUGAAGAAAAACAUCCUGAGAGAUUGGAAAAGAUUAUAUUAAUACCAGGUGAUACAACUUGUAAAGAUCUUGCCUUAUCGACCGCCGAUAAACAGAGACUAAUGGAUGAAGUCUCUGUUGUCUUCCACAUGGCAGCAAACGUCAAGUUUGACUUAACGCUUAAAGAAGCGGUAACGAUAAAUACUUUUGGUACCAAAAAUGUUACAAAUCUUGUGAAACAGCUGCCUCAUUUAAAAUCCUUCAUUCACGUUUCUACUUCGUACUGUCACUGCAAUGAGCCUGUACUUGAAGAAAAAUAUUACCCGUGCAAUAUGGACCCCAAUGAGGUCAUAGAAAUGGUAAAUACUAGACCAGAUGACUUUCUGGAAUUAAUGACACCGACAGUGCUACGAGGAUUACCGAACACCUACUCCUUUAGCAAGGCACUCGCUGAAGAUUUGGUGCAGAAAUGUGGCGUGCCUGCAGGGAUUGCAAGACCUUCGAUAGUGGUUGCAUCAUGGAAAGAACCAAAACCUGGUUGGGUAGAUAAUUUGAAUGGACCAACAGGUUUAAUGGUAGCUGCUGGAAAAGGUGUACUUCGAUCGGUGCUUUGUAACUACGAGUAUAAAAUGAACAUAAUUCCCUGUGACAUGGCAAUUAAUGCGAUUAUCGUACUAGCAUGGAAAGUAGGGAAAGAAAACACUAAGAAACCACUAUUUAUGAACGUUACCGAUGGUAUUGAAAACUCAAUUUCUUGGGGUUGGGCUGUAGAUACUGGCAAGAAAUAUACCACAAUGUAUCCCUUUACAGGUGUGCUGUGGUAUCCAGGUGGAAGUCUCACUACAUUAAAGUGGUUUCACUGGUUGCGUGUGAUCUUAUUUCAUUAUAUACCUGCACUUUUCAUAGAUAUUUUAGUUCUUCUAACUGGAAACAAACCGUUUUUAAUAAAAGUGCAUAACAGAAUUAAUCUUGGUCUUAAACUGAUACAAUAUUAUACUACCAAACAAUGGAACUUUCCGAACGACCGUAUGAAAGAAUUACAUUCUGAAAUGAAUUCCUCCGACAAAGAAGAGUUCUUUAUGGAUACAACAGAAAUAGAUUGGGAUGAAUACAUGUCAAUCUAUAUAUUAGGCACCAGACAAUAUUGUUUGAAAGACGAUUUUUCUACUAUGCCUCGUGCACGAAAAGUUCUUAGGUAUUUGUAUUUCGCCGAUUGGUUCAUUAAAAUUGGCCUCGCGAUUUUCUUCGCGUGGUUUAUAUAUUUGUGGAUAUACUCGUUUGAAGAACGAACUGCGGCCGUCUUUGAGGUUAACGAGAUCUAGAUUUCCCGAGAUUUAAAUAUUCUAAAGUAAAUUCAAAUUGAUCACCCAAUAAGGCAAUAUUUGUUUAUUUUUAUUUCUCUUUGUUGAUGAAAUAGAAAACAUUUACAAAUAUUUCUAGGAUGAAAUAUUUAAUUAAGGUGUAGGCGAAAAUUUAGGCGAAAAAAAUUGUAUAUAGGAUAAAAAUAUGUUGCCUUUUUAUAACUUUUGAAAGUGUUUGAAAAUAUAAUAUUAAAAUGAA
Bombus terrestris (buff-tailed bumblebee) is the source of this 2078-nucleotide messenger RNA. Its product is annotated as putative fatty acyl-CoA reductase CG5065. Gene Ontology annotation, cellular component: peroxisome. Gene Ontology annotation, molecular function: alcohol-forming very long-chain fatty acyl-CoA reductase (NADP+) activity. The record is from RefSeq and is a predicted model, not a curated record. The transcript is spliced from 8 exons. Lineage: Eukaryota; Metazoa; Arthropoda; Insecta; Hymenoptera; Apidae. Bases 326 to 1840 code for a protein of 504 amino acids. Gene Ontology annotation, biological process: long-chain fatty-acyl-CoA metabolic process.